AUGUUUUUUGUUUUUGUCUUGUCUUUGCUUUCAGAAUCAGAAAUUCAGAUAAUAUUAUAACUCCAUUAAUUAGUAGUAAUGUUGAAGUUUAACAAGACAUUUCUUAAUUCGUCAUCAUUAUAUCGUACAUAAUUCAGCCCAAUUUUUUCAAUAGACUGAAAUUCCUUGUUUUCUUUCAAUCUUCCAAUUUCUGUUGUUUUCUGAAUCUUCCAUAUUGACGUUUCGUAUGAAUGAAGGAAUGUAAAAAGCAAAACCUUUUACCAUUAUUUAUAAUCUAAUAAAUUCUGUUAUUUAACUCAUAUCAAAUUAAUUUUAUUAGGAUCGUUGGAAAAGGUCAAGGAUCAAGCACCAUGCCGGCAGCCAAUCUAAAUAUAGCAGUUGUUUGUUCCAGCAACAUGAAUAGGAGUAUGGAAGCUCAUGCGUUUCUAAGCAAAAAGGGCUUCAAAGUCCGCUCAUUUGGAACUGGUGACAAGGUGAAAUUACCUGGAACUGGACCCGACAGGCCAAAUGUAUACGACUUCAGUUGCACCUAUGAUGAAAUCUACCAGGAUCUCUUAAACAAAGACAAAACUUUCUAUACUCAAAAUGGACUACUCAACAUGAUUGACAGAAAUAGGAGGAUAAAGCCAAAACCAGAAAGAUUUCAGCUGUGUAAAGAAAAGUUUGACAUUGUCGUUACCUGCGAAGAGAGAGUUUAUGACCAAGUAGUGGAAUAUUUUGAAAAUCGUUCAACAAGUGACAAUGCUUCAGUACAUGUUAUCAAUGUAGACAUCCAAGAUAACCAUGAGGAAGCUACGUUAGGAGCUUUUCUAAUAUGCGAGUUGGUUACAUUAAUGACCAAAAGCGACGACCUAGACAACGAUAUCGAUGAACUUCUUAACGAGCACGAAUCCAAGUGUCAGCGUCCAAUUCUUCAUUGUGUGCUCUUCUACUAGCAUUCAUGCAUCCUUCACAACUACUUCUCAAAUUUAUGUUAUAGAUAUUUUAAAGAAAACUUUUCUUUUAAUGGCAUGGUAUUUUUUUUUUCAUUUUAAUACUUGUUAUAACAUUGUUAGCUUGGCAUUUCAACUAUUUUAUCAUACUAUUCAAGUUAGUUAUCUGUGAUCCUAUUAUUUAUUCUAGUUUUAGUGAUUUUUUUUAAA
Molecule: messenger RNA, 1142 nt
Organism: Nilaparvata lugens (brown planthopper)
Lineage: Eukaryota; Metazoa; Arthropoda; Insecta; Hemiptera; Delphacidae
Product: RNA polymerase II subunit A C-terminal domain phosphatase SSU72-like
Exons: 6
Coding region: 351-935 (194 amino acids)
Biological process (GO): termination of RNA polymerase II transcription
Cellular component (GO): nucleus; mRNA cleavage and polyadenylation specificity factor complex
Molecular function (GO): RNA polymerase II CTD heptapeptide repeat phosphatase activity
Source: RefSeq, a predicted model, not a curated record